Molecule: messenger RNA, 1169 nt
Organism: Trichoderma harzianum CBS 226.95
Lineage: Eukaryota; Fungi; Ascomycota; Sordariomycetes; Hypocreales; Hypocreaceae
Exons: 1
Coding region: 252-1169 (305 amino acids)
Source: RefSeq, a predicted model, not a curated record
UCUUCUAGGUACUUUUACAUUAAUCUUAUAAUUAUUUGGCUCAAAAGUAAAAACUAUAACUAUAGCCCAGUUGCGCUGUUUACCAUUUCUCUUGUCUGUUUGUUUGUUUACCCAGAUUUUUUCUUCUUUCCGACUACCACCAAGAAAUUCGAAACACCCAGUUUUAUAUCGUCUCAAAAGACACACUCAUACUCUAGUAUAAUACCAUUCUCGACUUUAUAUUAUACAUUUCAGGCAUCCCUUCUCUCGAUAUGGAACCUCAAGAGCCAAUUCUUCCACUCCCUGAUGUGGAAGCUUCACCACAUGUUUCCACCACACAUGCCCCAUUGGUUGCACAGUUUGAAGCAGCAAAAAGCCGUCUCCUAGAAAUAAUCAGCAUGAGGGAGAAGACACCCACCGUGAUUAGUGCUUCCACUGAGUCCAGGGCGAAGGCUCUCCUGGGUCAGUGGGAGGCUCUACCACCUAUCGUUGACUCUAGUCUUGCCUCUCGUUGGGCAGAUGAGAUUAAUGAUCGUCUCAUCGAAAUGAACGAGCGGCUCGCGGAUGAUGCCAAGUAUGCAUCUGCUUUUGCCCGGUUAGAGGACCUUAACAUCAUGGUUUUCCAGCUACGUUAUAGCGACUACAUGCCAUCAUAUAAGAACGACGUAUACAACGAAGUGAAAGGUCCUUCUACUCGAAUCACCCCAACUCAUGUUGUGCCCUUGGAGUCCGACGAAUCUGAAAAGGAAGCACUCACUUUCUUUGAAAACGAGGAGUGGCCAGUCAUUCAUGAUCGCCUCGUGAAGGAGAACGGCCCAGUGACCACAGCGGAGUUUCCAAAGAACCCUUGGGCUCCACAGGCGCCUUUGGUUCAAUUAAUUCGAGCGCUGGCCGUGCGAACAGAAACUAAGCCACUGGAUAUUUAUCAAUCAAUACGCAUAUGUUCGGAGGGAAGGCACUCCUACGUGGUUUAUAAACAUUGGUUCCCAUUCAACAUAAACGAUCAACCAAUUUCUAUGGGAUUGAGGAUUCAGAAGGAUCUCGCAGGUCUCUCAUCAGCGCCAUACAUUUGCCGCCUUGAUAUAGGCUCAAUCAGAGCAACUAUUCUCCAGGUUGCUAAUAAGUACUUUGAGAUAUUCGUAUGGUCAGAUGAAUUACAAACAUGUCUAGAAUAUAAAUUAAGAAAUUAA